AUGCGUUCCAACCUCAUUUUCGCCCUUGUUACCGCCAUCGCGGCCAUCAGCUCAGCGGCGCCGGCGCCCCAGGCUUCUGGUGCGCCCCCGUCCGGCACUGGGCUGGCCCCCCCGCCCCACGGCAGUGGAGCUCCCCCGAGCGGCACUCCUCCCCCGCGCCCUUCCGGCACCGGCCUGCCUCCCAGCGGUGCCCCACCUUCCGGCACACCCCCGGCUCAGCAGCAGCGCCGCUUCCGUGGCAUGAUGAACCGUCGCCAGAACUCUGCCCUGCCCUCUGGGCCCCCGCCCUCCGGCGCACCUUCCGGUGCUCCCCCGAGUGGCACUCCCCCUCCUCGCCCCAGCGGCGUCGCUCAGCCCAGUGGUGGCGGCCACGGCGGCUUCGGUGCUCAGGAGGCCGGUGCACCUCCCUCCGGCGUUCGCCCGAGCGGUCCUCCUCCCUCGGGGGUUCCUCCCUCUGGUGCUCCCCCCAGCGAUGCACCCGCUCCUACCGGCAACGCCAAGCGUGCUGAGCCCUCCGGUGCUAAGCCGUCUGGACCUCCUCCUUCCGGCGUUCGCCCCAGCGGUCCUCCCCCGAGCGGCGCACCCCCCUCCGGCCUUCCUCCUUCGGGCCCUCCACCUAGCGGUGCCCCUGCUCCUACCGGCAAUGCUCGCCGCGCCGAGUCUGCUCCCGCAGGCCCUAAGCCUACCGGCCCUCCCCCGUCCGGAGUGAAGCCUUCCGGUCCUCCUCCUUCUGGCGCUCCUCCUUCAGGUGCCCCGCCUUCUGGAGCUCCCCCCUCUGGUGCUCCCGCUCCUACUGGCAAUGCUCGCCGUGCUGAGUCUGCUCCCCCGGCCAAGCCCUCUGGCGAGUCUGGACCUCCGCCUUCAGGAGUUCGCCCCAGUGGCCCUCCUCCCUCUGGUGCUCCUCCUUCUGGUGCUCCUCCCAGCGGCGCUCCUAAGCCCACCAACGCCAAGCGCGCUGACGAGUCUGCCCCCGCCGGUCCUAAGCCUACCGGUCCCCCGCCUUCUGGAGUGAAGCCUUCCGGCCCCCCUCCCUCCGGCGCUCCCUCCGGUGCUCCCGCUCCUACCGGCAAUGCUCGCCGCGCCGAGGACGCCGCUCCUACCGGUACCAGGCCCACUGGCGCUCCUCCUUCCGGUGCUCCCCCCUCCGGCGCCCCUUCUGGAACUCCUCCCCCUAGACCUUCCGGUGCUCAGGCCGAGGGUGCUGCUCCCUCCGGCGCUCCUCCCUCUGGCACCCCUCCUCCUCAUCCCAGCGGUGCUCAAGCUGAGGGUGCUGCUCCUAGCGGAACCCCCCCUCCCAAGCCUACCGGCACUCCCACCGGCCCUCCUCCUUCCGGAGCUCCUCCCGCUCCUACCCAGAGCGCCUAA
Messenger RNA from Colletotrichum lupini, 1365 nucleotides. RefSeq names its product chitinase-1. Lineage: Eukaryota; Fungi; Ascomycota; Sordariomycetes; Glomerellales; Glomerellaceae. Bases 1 to 1365 code for a protein of 454 amino acids. The transcript has a single exon. The record is from RefSeq and is a predicted model, not a curated record.